AGUUAAUGAGAAGCCACGAGGGGGGCGGCGUAGCAGGUCCAGAGGGUCGGCGAGCGAGAGGGAGCUCCACGCUCAUCGCAGGAAGGACGACAGGCGGCCUGGGAUGUCUCGGCUGGUGGAGUGUGUCCCCAACUUCUCUGAGGGGAACGACCGAGAGGCCAUCGAUGCGAUCGGCCGGGCCAUCUCCCAGACCGCGGGCUGCGCCCUACUGGACGUCGACGCGGGCCCUUCCACCAAUCGCACGGUGUACACCUUCGUGGGGCCGCCGGACGCUGUCGUGGAGGGCGCUCUGGCGGCCGCCCGCGUAGCCUUCCAGCUCCUGGACAUGAGCAAGCACAGAGGCGAGCACCCCCGAAUGGGCGCCCUCGACGUCUGCCCCUUCAUCCCCGUGAGGGACGUGACCAUGGACGAGUGUGUUUGGUGUGCCCGGCUCUUUGGCCGGCGACUGUCCGAGGAGCUCAGGGUGCCGGUUUAUUUGUAUGGAGAAGCAGCUCAGCAGGAGCAGAGGAGAACCCUUCCAGCAAUCCGGGCAGGAGAAUAUGAAGCUUUGCCUGAAAAACUCAAGAAGGCUGAAUGGGCUCCUGAUUUUGGUCCCAGCACCUUCGUGCCCAGCUGGGGGGCCACCGUGACAGGGGCCCGGAAGUUCCUCAUCGCGUUCAACAUCAACCUCAUCUGUACCAAGGAGCAGGCCCAUCGGAUUGCCCUGAACAUCCGGGAGCAGGGACGGGGGAAGGACCAGCCUGGGCGGCUGAGGAAGGUCCAGGGCAUCGGCUGGUACCUGGAGGAGAAGAACCUCGCGCAGGUGUCGACCAACCUUCUGGAUUUCGAAAUCACGGCCCUCCACACGGUGUAUGAAGAGACCUGCAAAGAUGCCCAGGAGCUGAACCUGCCGGUGGUGGGCUCCCAGCUGGUGGGACUCGUCCCCCUGAAGGCCCUGCUGGACGCUGCUGACUUUUACUGUCAGAAGGAGAAGCUCUUCAUUCUGGAGGAGGAGCACAAGAUCCGCCUGGUGGUGACCCGGCUGGGCCUGGACUCCUUGUCGCCCUUCCGCCCGCAGGAGCGCGUCAUCGAGUACAUGGUUCAAGACGGCGCCACGCGGGGGAACUUGGUCUCCAAGUCUCUUCGGGCCUUCGUCCAGGACGUGGGGGCCCGCUCUGCCGCCCCGGGCGGUGGCUCUGUGGCCGCAGCAGUGGCCGCCAUGGGGGCGGCGCUGGGCGCCAUGGUGGGGCUCAUGACCUACGGCAAGCGGCAGUUCGAGCACCUGGACCCGGCCAUGAGGAGGCUCAUCCCCCCCUUCCACCGGGCGAUGGGGGAGCUGCUGGCGGCCGUGGACGCGGACGCAGAGGCCUUCGGCGGCUACAUGGCAACCAUGAAGAUGCCCAGAAACACCCCUGAGGAGAAAGACAGGCGCACAGCUGCCAUGCAGGAGGGGCUGAAGAAGGCCGUCAGGGCCCCCUUGGGGCUGGCACAGAAAGUGAACGCGCUGUGGCCCGGUCUGAAGGAGAUGGCUCUUCAUGGGAAUGCCUCGUGCACGUCGGACCUCCAGGUGGCCGCCAAAGCACUGGAAACUGGCGUCUUUGGGGCCUAUUUCAACGUUCUCAUCAACCUGAAGGAUGUCUGCGAUGACCGCUUCCGGCACCAGAUACAGGAGGACAUCUCCCGGCUCCUGGAGGAGGCUCAGAGCAGUGCAGCCUCCGUGCUGGAGUCCCUGGCAGCCCGGACAGAGUGAAGGAGCUGCCGCCAUGUGGGGGACGGCAUGCCAGCCUGUCCAUUGCUCCACCUGCCACCCAUCGAGCCACCCACCCAUCCAUCCAUCCGUCCAUCCGUCCGUCCAUCCGUCUGUCCAUCCCUCCACCCAUCCAACCAUCUGUCCAUCUCUCUCCUUCUGUCCCUCCUGUCUGCCCUGUCCUGGGCUCCUUCCUUUCCCCCAUUCCUCCCCAGGAAUGCUGCCAAGAGAGCCACCUAGGGGCAGGGUUAAAUAGAAACCUGUGAUUCGCACCCAGGGCUGAAGAGUGACCUAAGGGACAAAAGGCAUGCAUUUGACCCCAAAUCCUGCUCCUUAGAAGGAAGUUCCAGCAAACUCAUCACCCCCACCAUCACCUCUUCUUCUUCCUCUUCCUUCUUGUCUUCCUCCUCCUCCUCCUCCUCUUCCUCCCCAUGUGACUUGCAGCCUCAGUUUCCCCCUCUGUAAAUGGGGGAUCCCCGACUCUGAACCCAAGCCUCUGGGGCAUCUCCCUGGGCUGGGCCAGUUCAGCUCCUCCCUGUGUUGCCUGGUUGGUGCCCUCCGGGUCAGGGCCAUGCCCUCGGCCUCCAUAUAAAAUCUGCUUCUGACUGGCA
Monodelphis domestica (gray short-tailed opossum) is the source of this 2337-nucleotide messenger RNA. RefSeq names its product formimidoyltransferase cyclodeaminase (gene FTCD). NCBI's taxonomy places the organism in Eukaryota, Metazoa, Chordata, Mammalia, Didelphimorphia, Didelphidae. The record is from RefSeq and is a predicted model, not a curated record. Gene Ontology annotation, molecular function: transferase activity; folic acid binding.